CGACCAUUAUAGUCCCAGACUAGAGCUAGUGCUACAUGACGUCACUACUGUCGCUCGCAGUCGCUGUCACUCCGGCCGGCCGGCCACAUUCCCUCAAGCCCACCCUGUUCUGCCGGCGGCUGCAACGAGUAUCGUAGCGAGACGACGCGACAGUUUCGACGACAAACCUUCGAAUCCGAACUUGGGUACGGACUUUGUUGACCUACCAUGGAGUGCAACGUGUGUGCGGAGGCGUUCAACAAAAAUGAACGCUUGCCCAAGGUGGUUGUACCGUGCGUGCACUCUGCGUGUCUGAAGUGUCUCCAGGAAAUGGACGGGAAAAUGUGCCCGACGUGCGGUGACCCAUUCCUCGGUGACCCGGUAAGGCUCCCCAACAACUACACGGUGCUGCAAAUGCUCCAAAACUCAGUGGACAUGCCCGACAAGACCCGCGGUUGGUGUUCGGAGUGCUGCGCCCUGGCCACGCCCCGGUGCUGGGAGCAACACCACGUCCUGGCCGUGGGAGCAGCUCUCGGGCAACGCGUACAGGACGUCCUGUCGCAGGCUGAUGCGCAGCUAGACGGCUUGAAGGAUCGGCGCGAGGAGGAGCAGGCCUCGCAGGCCCUCACCAACCUGGCCGCGCUCACCGGCGAGUCCUGGACACUGACGCUGCGGGGGGCGCGCCGCUCGCUCUCGGUGUCGCUCGGGGACGCCGAUGACCCCGUGACCAAGGCCCUCUUGCUCCUCGUCGCUGUCAGGGGAGAGCUGAUGGAGGUGCCACAAAAAGACGCGGACAAGGAAGGCAGCGAUUCAACCACCCAUGUUGUCGAUUGUAAGAAGAAAAUUUGCUCCAGUGCUCGGGCUGUCUACAAGGAGCUGAUCUCAAAGAUGUUUGGAGGGCAGGCAGAGAGGCUGCUCAUGUCCGGCACCGACGAGAACCUCGGGGUCCUGCAGGCCGCCGCGCCCACCUUGGAGCGCCUGAGUGUGAGCCUGCCAACGCCGGCCGUCCUGCGGGCGGUGCACGCCAUGCCGCGGCUGAGGAGGCUGCGCGUGUACGGCGGCAGUCAGGACAUCUGCAAGCCGGACGCCCCUGUCGGCGCCCUGGCGGCACUUCCAGACGCGCCUGCGACUCUGCAGUGGCUCGAAGUGCAGUCCCCGCGCCCGGCCCUGCUGCGGUUCCUGCUGCCGGCCCAUCGUCUCAACCUCGAGGUGCUGCGGCUGGAGUCGCAGGGCUCCGCGCGCGCGCGCAUGUCGUGCUACCACCUGUUCUCUCUGCUGGAGCAGUGCGACUUCCAGGCGCUGCGCAGGCUCGAGCUCAACGACAUGAUGGCCAACACGUUCGACGGCGACGACGAGACGCACCGGAAGGAGGACUGCGCACGCCAGCGCGACACCCUGCGGCCGGUGCUGCCCGCGGCAGCCGAGGUGCUGUGCGUCCAGUGCGAUCGGUCAGUCAGAAAGUGGGAAUACUUGUGAGCGCAUCUCUCGGAGUUCGGGUGAGUCCAUUUCGUCCAUUUCGGCUCGGGGCACAGCCGCCACCUGCGGCCCUCCUCGCCAUUUUCGGGCGGACCUUUGAGUCGAAGGCCGAUCAGGUCGACACCCUUCCCCCCCUCCACCUGCAAACACCUGUGACUCCCCUGCUAUCUCGUGAAGCAGACAAAGGUGGAGUCCCGUCCCCCGUUUACAGUUUGACCCUUGCAACUCCUCGCCUGCGACUAGCUGACCUGUAAGAUGUAAGCUCUGGCCUACAAUAGCACAUAUGCUAUGAUGACAAAUUAUAGGUUGCUCAACAGUUUCUAUCAGAAUUUAUGUUUUAAAGUUUUUUGCUAAUCACUUAGUUCUUGUAUGUUUUAAAUUUUUUGAUAAUCACUUGGUUCUUGUGUGUUUUAAAUUUUUCUGAUAAUCACUUGGAUAUUGUGUUUUAAAUUUUUCUGAUGAUCACCUAGUAAUUGUGUGUUUUAAAUUUUUACUGCUAUUAAAGGCACAUUUUGCAACUCGUAAA
Frankliniella occidentalis (western flower thrips) is the source of this 1981-nucleotide messenger RNA. RefSeq lists its product as uncharacterized. The record is from RefSeq and is a predicted model, not a curated record. The transcript has 6 exons. NCBI's taxonomy places the organism in Eukaryota, Metazoa, Arthropoda, Insecta, Thysanoptera, Thripidae. Bases 208 to 1455 code for a protein of 415 amino acids.